Messenger RNA from Gloeophyllum trabeum ATCC 11539, 981 nucleotides. Its product is annotated as Fcf2-domain-containing protein. The record is from RefSeq and is a predicted model, not a curated record. Gene Ontology annotation, cellular component: nucleolus. Bases 1 to 981 code for a protein of 326 amino acids. Gene Ontology annotation, biological process: RNA processing. Gene Ontology annotation, molecular function: RNA binding. NCBI's taxonomy places the organism in Eukaryota, Fungi, Basidiomycota, Agaricomycetes, Gloeophyllales, Gloeophyllaceae. The transcript is spliced from 3 exons.
AUGUCGAACAUUACCCUCGCCGACAAGGGCAAAGCAAAAGCUUUACCUGAAGUUGAGCCCGUUGACGAAACGCACAACUCUGGUGUAUCCGCCUCUGAUUCAGACUCGGACUCGGAUUCCUCCAGUGACUCCGAAUCCGACUCUGCCGACUCCGACGCUUCCUCUGAGAACGAAUUUGACGACACUGCACCGGAAUACAUAGAAUCCUUACUCGAAAAAGCUCGGCAGAACAUUGCAUCUCAACGAACCGCACCCAAUCCUACGUCUGGCGAAGAAGAGGAAGUGAUCAAACUAGACUCUCACCCGUCCGAGAGGUACGCCUCUGCCACUCACUCAUCCUGCACCGGUACAACGACAGACCACAGCGCGCCGCUUCCUCCGCUAGAUCCAGGUAAACUACCAGAACCGUAUAUCGACUUGAGCAAGGAUCCGAGGAAGGGAUCCAAUGUGGUGGUGCACGACCCGGAUGUGGAGCAGGCGGAGAAGGCGACCUCGUCGCGCGCUGUACCUGCCGAACCUAUCCGUCCGCCCGAGCUUUCAAAGGAUGGGAAGCCGCUGAGCAAAAAGGAGCAGAAGGAGCUCAGGAAGAAGGAGAAAGGCCUGGGAUACUUUGACCUUCCAACUCAUUCCGACGCAGACUUGCCCAGACUGUACAGAGAGGUAGAAGCCCUGCGUCUCCGGAACCAGCUCGACCCCAAGCGGUUUUACCGCAAAGAAGAAGGUGAGGGCAAGGGCAUCAAGGGGCUGCCCAAACAGUUCGCCAUUGGCACCAUCCUCCCAACGAACACGCCCUUCGGCACGCAGACCCAGGAUAACCUGCCCAAGUCCGCGCGCAAGCGGACGAUCGUGGACGAGCUGGUCGACGACGCGGAGGCGAAGUCGUAUGCGAAGAAGAAGUUCAAGGAGCUGCAGACAGUGCGCGGGGCGAGGGGGCGGAAUACCCUGCACCAGAAGAAGGCUAUGCGGAAAGCCAAGUGGUGA